Molecule: messenger RNA, 1218 nt
Organism: Bactrocera tryoni
Lineage: Eukaryota; Metazoa; Arthropoda; Insecta; Diptera; Tephritidae
Gene: Prp18
Product: pre-mRNA-splicing factor 18
Exons: 1
Coding region: 69-1091 (340 amino acids)
Biological process (GO): RNA splicing; generation of catalytic spliceosome for second transesterification step
Cellular component (GO): U4/U6 x U5 tri-snRNP complex; U5 snRNP; U2-type post-spliceosomal complex
Source: RefSeq, a predicted model, not a curated record
CAAGAAACAACAUAAACUUUGAUACAAACAAGAAAGUGCAGUACAGAAAAAAGUAAAUUAUUUACGAAAUGGACAUAAUAAAAGCUGAAAUCGCUAGAAAGCGAAAAUUACUUGAGGAAAAGCAGCUUGUGGAUGAUAAGAAAAAAUACUUCAAACGUGGUGAACUAAUUGCCAAGAAUACAGAAGAAAUCCUACAAAAAGUUGGUUAUAAAAAACAAGAAAGUCGCGAGGAAGACCAAGUACCCGAAGGACACUACAGCUAUGUCUCGGACGGACAAAAUAUUCUACCGCGCUCUGAAGUCAUACGUCGUUUACGCGAACGUGGCGAACCUAUACUUAUAUUUGGUGAAACAGAAUCAGAUGCGUUCCAUCGCCUGCGCCAAUGCGAGAUCUCCCAGCCUGAAACUAAUCGUGGAUUCCGUAACGAUUUCCAGGAAGCAAUGGAACAGGUAGAUCAAGCAUACCUACAAGAAAUGUUCGCCAAUACACCCACCGCUAAAGAAGAACAAAAAUCCGAUCUUGCCGAAUUGGAUGAAACGGUCACUUGGGAUAGCAUAAAAGAGAGUGCCAUUAAGAUGGGUCGUGGAAACAAAGAAUACGACAUGGAUGUGAUAAUAACGUUGCUAACGUUUUUAUUAAAAAUGUGGAAUGAUCAAAUCGCUUCGUACUCAAAGCAGGAAAUAAUGUCAACUAAAACUAAAAUGGCACGUGUAAUUUUCACACAGACGCGUGAAUAUGUGAAGCCAUUAUUUCGUAAGCUUAAGCAUCAUACCCUGCCCGAAGACAUAUUAGAUAGUUUACGUGAUAUUUGUAAGCGUCUAUUGAAUCGCGAUUACAUCACAGCGAGUGAUGCUUACCUAGAGAUGGCCAUAGGCAAUGCACCCUGGCCUAUUGGUGUCACUAUGGUGGGUAUUCACGCACGUACGGGACGUGAGAAAAUUUUCUCCAAGAACGUAGCACAUGUAAUGAAUGACGAAACACAAAGAAAGUAUAUACAAGGCUUGAAACGAUUGAUGACGAAAUGCCAAGAGUACUUUCCAACUGAUCCCUCGAAAUGUGUAGAGUAUGUCAGCAAAAAGGAUCGCAUAUAAACAAGUUUGAAAAUACUUUGACACUCACAAAUGUUUAUUUAAUUUGCUAAAACGUAAGAUUAGUUGUAAAUUUGAAAAAUACAAUCAAUAAAGGCUUGCAAAUAUGCAAUAUUAUUUUUAACUAAAA